This is a messenger RNA of Symbiodinium necroappetens, 1689 nucleotides long. Lineage: Eukaryota; Dinophyceae; Suessiales; Symbiodiniaceae. The record is from the annotation of a GenBank genome assembly.
AUGGCCCUGGGCCUCGUUGUAACCACCGGGCCUCCGGGGCAGCAGGAGGCCGAGGAGGACUUUGCGAGCCGCUUCGGGAUCAGCCUUCCGGUUUUGGUCUCCAUCUGCCUGGGUGUUGGCAUCUGUGGUUUGCUUUGCCUCUGCACGCUCUGUCCGAUCCUGGCCAGUCCCCGGACGCUGAAUCUCUUCCGCGUGAAUGCGCCCGAGCGCAUGGAUGCGAAGAAGAUGAAGCAGUUGGAGAGCAUCUUGCAGAUGAAGCGGGAGGUGAAGAACUUGGAGACCCAAGUCCAGGAGCGUGCGACCGCGACAGACGACUGGGGCAUGUCGCACAAGGUGCAAAGCGAAGAGCAGAGGAUGCUCGAGCGACAGCUGGAUCGCAAGCGAAAGCAGCAAGCCAAGAUGGAACAAACUGCCGAAUCAGGUGAGCAAAGGGAAGUCAAGAAAGAAGAGCAAGUGCAGAGGAAAAGAGCAGACGACGAGCGAUAUCGUCGCAUGAAGGAGGCCUACCGGCCCAAGACCAUCGUCGUGGACGGCGUCGCGCUGGGAGCCCCCGAGUCGGUGCUCCUCGAGCUGGGCUUCACGCCGGAAGCACUGGAGGCUUUCAGAAUGCCAGGCUUUUCCAGCGACGCUGACGGACGCCCCGCCAUGGAGGAGGAAGAGGAGGCGGUGGAAAAUGAGGACGAGACUGGUCCUCCGCCGCCUCCGGAGGAUCAGGCGUCAGAAGCAGCUUUUGACCUGGCUGCCCUUGAGGCGGCGGCGGCGGCUCGGAACGCCAAGUUCGACGACGUGGCGCUGCGCCUGCCUCCCGAGCUGGACGAGGCUCCAAACAUUGCCAGGGAGGGCGCUGGCCUCAAGCGCCGAGGGGGCAUGGCAGGUCCCAAGGAGGGCGAGCCCAUGGACGCAGAGCUGCUAAAGCGCGCUCAGCAGAGGGCUGCUGGCCUCAAAGUUGGCGCCGAAAUACACGAAGACCACGAGGUGGACAAGUGGAUCGGACCUGGCUCAGAGCCCCCAUCACCAAGGGCAGACUCUUCCCGCAGCCAAGCGAGCAACGCGCAGCUGCUGGACUGGGAUGCACUGGACGUGGACAACGAGGCACUGAAAAAGGAGAAGAUAAGGGAACAGGCCAAGGCUACCUUGGCGAAGCAGCGGCUCCGAGCCAUCACGGAAAGUGACAAGAAGGACGCCGUAGCUGUGGAGUCCGACGACUCGCAAGACGAGGACAUCGAGGUGAAGCUGGGGCGAGCUGCCGCACCCAUGGCAGAGGGUGCCCUCAUGAGCGUCUUCAUCAAGAAGGAGCCGACCAAGGCCACACAGGCCCGUGAGGUGCAGGCAGAGCCCGAGGAGCUGGCCGUCCCUGUCCCCGAGGCCCCCGAAACGGCCGCUGCCAGCAGCGCGGCGGGAUCGCAGCGGGUGUAUCAGGGAAAGGUGCACGCUGGCAUGCCAGUCCGCCCUCGCGGCCUUGGCACCCCCCGUCGAGACAUGCUUGUUGGGGAGGUUCAUCGGAGCUCCCUGGAUGCGUCGACGACGCUGACCAAGGAUGGCUUGCCAUGGGGCCGCUUCCACUCGACGAAGCCGCACUACCGGACUCCGGAGGAGAAGGCGGAAGCCCUCAAGUCGCAAAAGCAGAUGGGCUUCUUCCAGCGGAUGUUUGGAGGUGGGGACGAAGCCGACCACGAGGUCGUGGAAUAG